This is a messenger RNA of Podarcis lilfordi (Lilford's wall lizard), 5309 nucleotides long. Lineage: Eukaryota; Metazoa; Chordata; Lepidosauria; Squamata; Lacertidae. The record is from the annotation of a GenBank genome assembly.
AUGCAACCCACCGAAAACUUCAGGUAAGCACAAACCAGGAAUCUCCUCUCCUCUCUAGACUCCUUCACACUUAUUGGGAUUUUUGGUGCUGCUUACGCAUGCACCUCUCAGGUUUCCACCUCUUGAAAAUGCGAUCACAUUCGCUGCUAAAAUUUACUUUUCCCACUUUUAAAAAAUAAAUAAAAAAUCUUACCAUAUGUUCUCUGGGAAUACAAAUCCAGAUUAAAUGGGGAAAUAUGUGACAGCAUCUUGAUGAGCGGUGGCGUGGUGUGGGUCCUGCAAUAGAAAAUCAAGUAUUGCAAGCCUGAGAGACGGAUCCGUUUUAGCAUUUAAAUCACCAGGGGACAUGGUGUUUAAAGUGCGUCUCCAGAAGGCCCCUCGCUGUGUGAGCAACAGCCUUUAAAGAUAUCCUUUUAUAAGGUCUUGUAUGGAAACUUUCAGCUGCAAAAAGAAAAAUUGAAAAUAAUAUAUUUUUAAAUGCUUAUAUUGAAAUAAAAAAAAUUAAGGUCUUAUAUAUAUAAUAAAUGUGCCAGGCAAACACGUACAUAAAUGUAUGGGCCACAUGUCUGAGGUAGUACAGGAGGGCAGCCAUGGAUCCAUUUUGGCUCCCAAGCUGACCAAAUGUUUUCUCUGCAAGGUCAAAGGAAAAUGGAAAAGCCUCCCCAUUGUCUUUUCCUUCACAAAUCCUGUCUUAAGGGGUUUGUUGUUUGUUGUUAGCCGCCCUGAGCCUGGCUUUGGCUGGGGAGGGCGGGAUAUAAAUAAAAUUUAUUAUUAUUAUUAUUAUUAUUAUUAUUUUCUGUGUUUGAAUAGGGUGAGCCUGUGACCUGGCUCAGGAACUAAGUAUUUAUCAUUACAAAAGACUGGCAUUAAGUGAGCAUUAACAGGUAACCUGUCAGGCGAGAUAAACAACACACUCAGAUUUCUGCUGUAGACCGCCUUUUCUGUGAUGUAGGUAUGAUGUAUCUGGGGGGUGGUCUUGAGCUCCAGGACAGGGAAUUUAAAAUGUCUAUAUAAGGGCAGGCACACCUUGGUUCUGGGUUCCUCCUCCUUUCCUGCGUGUGAGGGGAGCACCCUGUUGCAACAGAUCAAUAAAGAUCAGGCUUACUAGCUGCCUUGCUUCUCAAUAUACUCCAGUUGGCCUCUGUUAUUUUCUCCUACCAAUAGGGAACCUACAUAAGGACUCUAAAUGGGCUCUUGGAUACCCCAUAAGGGAAAAGGGGCAGAUUUUUUUGUUUACAACACCAACAGGUGAGGAAAGGGCCAAAGCCAAUUUAUAGAGAAAACAUUUGUCAGUUUGGGAAUCAAAAAUGGUUUCAGGUCGGUCUUCCUGUGCUGAUCUAUGCACGUGCUUGGUUGGUACAUUUAUGAGCUUUUACUAUAUAUCUAAGACCUUAAAAUUCUUAUCACAUUGGAAACAGAUUCCACGGCUGACCAUCCCUACCUCUGGGGUUGGGCUAGAUGACCCUCAGGGUCCCGUCCAACCCGGCACUCCUAUGAUUCUGAUUCAACCUUUCUGCCCUUCUUUUCCAAUCUCUUUGCAGCUUUGAGCUCUGCAGAGAGACGGCCGACUGGCUCCUGGCUCGGACCAGGCAGCGCCCCAGAAUCGCCAUUAUCUGUGGCUCUGGACUGGGACCCCUCGCUGACAGUUUGAAGAACCCGGAGUCUUUCAAGUACAUGGACAUCCCCAACUUCCCGCACAGCACAGGUAUGGAGAACAUAGCUGUCAACCAUCCCUUAUUUGGCGGGAAAGUCCCUUAUCCCAGCGCUGUGUCCUGCUGCUGUCCCUUGUUGAUGAUGUCCCUUAAAUUUUCCGGGUUUCAAAGGAAGCAGCUCCUCUCCCUCCCUCCCUGCCGGCCAGGGAGGAGGGAGGCUCCAACUGUGUUGCUUGGCUGCGUUGCUCACCCAAUAAGGAGUCUGAGAACGACUGGGGGGUGGAGCUUGCAUGCCUUGUGCCGAUCAAAUCGGCUGCGUUGCCUGGGGACUCGCCUUUGCUCAGCGCGUCCCAGCGGAGAGGUGACGGUGGUUUUCCUUGCUGCAUCCCCUUUGCCGGGUUGCUGCGCUGUGGGAACCACCGCUUGAGGCUUCGUUUGGCUGCUGGCUGGGCUUUCUGCCUUUGGCUUGGAGGGGCUCAGAAGUUGAACAUACCUGUGCUUGGAAAAGCCCUUAUUUUGGCUGCUGAUCCCUUAUUUUCAAGGUUGCUGGCCCCUUAUUUUCAAAUCUGUAAGUUGACAGCUAUGAUGGAGAACUAUCCUUGUUGCGUGCCGCUGCUCUGCAAUUCCUCCCAGGGUCUUUUCACGCCGUCCUGGGGCCUCGGGUCUGCUUCCUCGCUGGCCAGCCAGAACUGAUUGUGCAUGAAUUGUGCAGAUUGUGAUCUGAUUUCUUUCCGCAGGGCCUGUAAGACAGAGUUGUUCCGCCUGGCCUUUGGCUUGGAGUCAAUUUGAUUCCCUUCCUCUUUCUUUUUUCCUUUCUCCUCCUGUGAUGAGGCUGCAUUUUAAUGUUGUGUUUUAAUCUUGUUUUUAAGUUGUAUUCAUUCAACUUGUUUUUAUUAUUGGUUGUUAGCCGCCCUGAGCCCGGCUUUGGCUGGGGAGGGCGGGGUAUAAAUAAAAUUAUUAUUAUUAUUAUUAUUAUUAUUAUUGUUAAGCAGAAAAAACUGCAACAAGAGAUCAGCUCCAUGUUUUGGGGCCGGGUGGGCUGUCGGCUUAGCUUGAGGGCAUUUUCACCCAGGGUGCUAAAAUCCCGCUUUCCAUUUCUCAAGCCUUGCAUGUGAAUGGGAAACCCAUCAUAGCAAGGAUCUACCUCUGAGUUAAAAAUAGUGGUAUCUGGCUACCCUCUUGUGGUGAAAUGGACACAUCUGCACUUUUAUGAUGAUGAAUGGCAGAGUGCAUGUGAAUUUUCCUACCUGGUAGUGCAAAAGCUGUGUAGGUAACUGGAGGGUUUGUGUGUUUAGAGAGAGAGAAAGAGUUUGGAUUUGAUAUCCCGAUUUAUCACUACUCGAAGGAGUCUCAAAGCAGCUAACAUUCUCCUUUUCCCUUCCUCCCCCACAACAAACACUCUGUGAGGUGAGUGGGGCUGAGAGACUUCAGAGAAGUGUGUCUAGCCCAAGGUCACCCAGCAGCUGCAGGUGGAGGAGCAGAGACGCGAACCCGGUUCACCAGAUUACGAGUCUACCGCUCUUAACCACUACACCACACACUCUGAGAUUAUGUUAGGAACCUAGGCUCAUAUUGUGCAUUGAUGAAUUCAUCUGGGUCCAAGAGCUUUCCUUGUCAUUCCAUAGCUGUGCCUUGUGAAAACCUGAUCUAACCCACUGGAUUGAAGCUCAGUUAAGCAAAUAUCUCUUAGGAUUGUCCACGCAUAAAAUCCAAUCCAGUGGGUAAGUUUGGAUUUUUGCAAAGCAGAGGCACAGAACAAUAGGAAACUCUCUCAGACCCGGAGGAAUUAAUUGGUGCACAAAACAAUUGAAAUUUGGGUCAAGCAAAAUUGUGGCCAAGCCCUUGCACUCCAAGGUGUUAGCAUUCUCAGCCCAUCCAGGAGACACUGGGAAUUCAACCUGGCAUUUUCUGCUCUUCCACUGAGCCCUUCGCUCAAUGGACUUCAAUGGACUUUGAAUAAAUGUGCAAUUAGUUUUCUUGUUUUGAAUUCUGUUGCAUUAUUGUCUUCCUGAGUGGUUCGUGCAAACCACUGUUCUGAACAAUGCUGAAUGAAGGGCAGGUGGCCUUGGGGAUGAGUUUAUGGAACCAAGGGGGCGCUGGCCCAACAAUGUUUGGGAACCACUGGUUUAAUAAACACUGGCUUAGUUGCAUGCAGUGUGCUGGGUCUCUCUUUUCCUCCUUAAUAAAUAAUAAUAAUUUUUUAUUUAUACCUGACCCUUCAGAAAAUUAGGCUACAGGCAGCUAACAACAGAAGUCUAAAUUAACACUUGCUUGUACUACAGCAUAAGAAAUAGCACCUAUUAGGAUACUCGAACCAUACUAAGACAUCAAGCAGUUGGUACCUUACCUUUUGAACUUCUGUUCUGGUUACAAUGAUCCAUUGACGUCAUCCUACAGGAAUGACUACUAUAAUCCUUAGCUGUCACGUGGGCUAUUAUUUUAGCUGUCCCAGGAACUCCAGUCGGUGCAGAACCUGCCCUCGCUCCCCACUGCUUCCCUUCACCUGUGUGAGAUCUUCCCAUCAUAAUAUUUUUAUCUAGUUGCUUUAACAAAUAGGACUAACUAUGGAAACUGGUUAAAUUAUAAUGACUUCUGUUGUCCUUACACGCUUAACAAUUGCCCAUUAAGAGUUCUGCUUUAACGACCAUAUUUCUUCAUGUAUUCCCCUAUGUAUUCCUAGGUCCAUGUAGAAUCUUUGCUUGGAGCAGUCCCUGAUUCCUGCAGUCAGUUUAUGCCAUCUCUGCAGACCCAGACAUCUUAGCUGGUGCCAUUCUGUCAUCUGGUGGUACUGUUUCUGUUUUCCAGGAUACUUUGGCCAUACAGUAUUAACUUCCUGCUGCCGGGUCUAUAUACAAGAGUAUAUUCCGCUUGGCCUUGGUGUAAUGUCAGCUUGAUCUAAUAAACUCACUACGUAUGAGUCCCUCGGCUUUUUAUGAAAAUCAGCCACUCUGAGGCUCUCAGUUGAUUCUCCUCAUGUACCUCCUGCUGGCCAAAAUUGAUCAAUUCAGCCAGCUUACACCCCGAACCAUCAUAAUGCGUAUUAGAUGGAUUUCCUAAUUUGAUACUCUGAUCUUCCUGAGUUUCAUUGAAAUCCAUGUGCUCAGACUGUAUUCUAUACAGCAAAUUUAUAAACCAGCUUAUGACUGUGAAUAGCAACAAUAGAAGCAGCACCUUGAGGAUCUCUAGCCAUCGCCGAGAUGCGAGUCUCAGUUCUGCUUCUGGUGGACCUCCUAGGAAGGACCACGAUUGGGAGAAGGGGCCUCCAAGGACAUUUGGGGCAUGUUAACCUUCUCUUUCUGCUCUCUUCCUCUCUCCACAGUGUCGGGCCAUGACGGGCAGCUUCUCUUUGGGGAGCUGCACGGCAAGCCGUGCGUCUGCAUGAAGGGCGCUUCCACAUGUACGAGGGCUACCCGCUUUGGAAGGUAGGCAGAAGGCCUACGGUGCCCAAAGUGUUACUCAAGUGAUGGGCGCCAACUUGGAUGGCUUUAAAAAUGGGCAGCAGGCCUGAUCCAGCUGCCGGGCUCUUCUCACCCUCGUACGGAGAGAAGGGACAGCUCCCCGCCUCUGAUGUAAACGUCCCUCUGCUCUGCGCUCUCUGCCAGGUCACGUUCCCGAUCCGCGUUCUCAAACUCUUGGGCGUUGAGACGCUGCUCGUGA